AUGGCCUCCCAUGAAAUCCAUCUCCUAGUCUACAACUUUGACAACGAUUUCCUCGAUGUGGUCCUAGACGUACCUGCCAAAGCGACGUUCAAGAGCGUAGCCCGUCUCUUCAACCCGAAGUGGUCUUCGGACCGGCUCAAGGCCCUCAAAUUCUAUGUUCCCUUCCUUCUGAUCCUGAAGAUUCACGUCGCGAACGCACGCUGGGUUCCUUCAUGCGAACCCCACGGCAUACGAAUUCAACGCCUUUUCCCUGAGUCGUUGCUGGACCUCAAAUUGAUGCGAGAGAUCGACAAGGCAAACGAGCUGAUACGGCCGCGGCCGUCCCCGUCCGCUAUGGGAAGUAGCGACUCCGAUGUCAUGAAGGCAGCGCAAGACGACGGAGAAGACGACGCAUUCGUCACUGGACGCCCCUUUACCAACCGCGGGCUGCCAAACACGUUUUUCGCCUCCUCUCUGGCAACAUUGUCCAAAGAGCUGAAAGCUAGCUCCAUAACGCAUGCAGAAAGGCAGGCACUCGUCCUCCUGUGCCGUCGGUUCAUGGAUUUGUGUUGCGCCUUUUACGACAGCGAGGACCUUCGCCUCAACGCCGUCGGAUGCUCGCUCACGCACGACAUCUUCCCCGACGACCCCAAGUACAAAAUCGACACACCUGGGGCGCAAGCAUCAUCCGGCACCGACUUCCGAUGGUAUCUCUCUCUUGAUGGACAAGAGAUUGACUACACUACCCUCAAGUUGAAGAACCAGCGAGGAGGUGGUGAUCCUCGAAUGCAAGCUCAAACUAGGUUUCGAGACCUGAUAUUGCUGAAGGGUAUUGAACGUCGCACCAACUUCCCUGGACUCAUCCUCACGCUGGCCGCCAGUCGCCUGGACAUCGACACCAGCAUAUUCACGGACAGAAUGUACUACGAACACGUCUUGACCAUAGACCUGGAGGUGCCGUUCUGUGCCGAGGACCACAUCGACCGCUUCGUGGAGGUCGUGUAUGCGCUGCGAAAGUGCACCCAAGGGCUCAAACAGCACUAUCAGACCGCGCUGCAGCAAUCCGUGGAUCCCAUUGCGCCCUUCCUCCCGACGCCCACCGGCCUUUCGGCCGAAGCCGUCUCCCUGCUGAACAACCUCAAGUUCGUGAACCGGCUGGAUCACGACGGCGGUAUCCUCACUGUGACGGUCGACAAGUGUAGUCGCGCGGGCCCCAUCUUCCUCGCCACGCUAGACGGCAGGAGGGUUCUGACGAAGUUCGUCGCGCAGGACAAAGAGGCCGCACGAUACAGCGAGACGGCGCACAGGUUGCUCGCCGACGCCGACCGUGCCCCGCCCCUCCAUGGCGUCGUCCCCAUCGUAGGCGGGUACCUCGUCGUCAUGGGGUACGCGGAGGGCGCGCACACUCUUCUCUACGGGAAGCCCGCCGGCUCCGCGAAGGCCGUGAAGGAUGCGCUGCAGCGACUGCAUGGGGCGGGGAUCGUGUUUGGCGAUCUUCGUGAGCAGAACGUGCUGCACGUCCCCGCGACGGAUGGGCAGCUCGCUCGCACUUGGCUCAUCGACUUCGAUUGGGCCGGGAAGGCGCACGAAGCCGUCUAUCCGGCCAUGAUGAAUGACCGCCUGGAUAUCUGGCCAGCGGGAGUGGCUCCUGGAGCGUAUAUGGAGAUUGAGCACGACAGGGAGCUGUUCCGUAGAAUGUUCCCAGAGGCUGUCGAUCUUCACACUGGGUGGUAG
Molecule: messenger RNA, 1713 nt
Organism: Epithele typhae
Lineage: Eukaryota; Fungi; Basidiomycota; Agaricomycetes; Polyporales; Epitheliaceae
Exons: 5
Coding region: 1-1713 (570 amino acids)
Source: RefSeq, a predicted model, not a curated record